This is a messenger RNA of Acanthosepion pharaonis, 3123 nucleotides long. The record is from the annotation of a GenBank genome assembly. Lineage: Eukaryota; Metazoa; Mollusca; Cephalopoda; Sepiida; Sepiidae.
AUGGUUCCAUUCAGUUUUAUCCUGUUGUUAAUUCAAGUUGGAUCCAUAUUGGUUUCCUCCUUAACUGCCAAAGACCAGAUUGAUACUUUGGCAGGCAGUAAUUGCUCAAUAAAGAGACGCGAAUUUGUGAUACCGUAUGUGACGGAUAUCCGGGGUCGACCUAUCACCUACAAAUUACCCAAUAAGGGCGAUGAUGAAGAACACAAAGUGUUCUUGAACGGUGUUCGCAUGCAAGCUUAUCCUGAUUUGCCAAACCAGUUCAAUGUAGCCAUCCGCUGGCGGCUGAAGGUUUUGAAUCUUCUUUUGCAUAAAACGGAACUGACGAACUCCAAUUCCUUCAUUGAAUGGACAGAGAACAAUGUUACUGGAAUAAGGCAGUAUAUCAGUGAGGAAAAUUGCUAUUAUCAAGGUUUCAUUGCCGGAAUGGAUUCUUCCUUCGUUGCGAUCAGUGCCUGCAAUGGAUUGACUGGUCUCAUCAGGACAGAUACAGAAGAUCUCUUUAUCCGACCAAUCAAUCAUCAUCUACCUCUUGACCAAAAUGGGCAAUCCCAUUUUAUUUAUUAUUGCAAAAAUUCCAAAUUAAACGAAAAUAUAACAGAUACACCAGGAAAGUCUAAAUCUGGAAAUAAAAUAUUCAAAGGAGCCGAAAGACUUAAAAAAAAAAAAGUUCAUAAAGAACAAAUGUUGUACCGCACACGACGUGAUAUACCUUCCAAAUAUUUUCUGGAGGUCCUCUUGGUCACUGACAACACAAUUAUUAAUUUCCAUGGCAAAGAUAAUGUGCAACAAUACUUAUUGGCUAUGAUCAAUAUCAUGAAUGCUGUCUACCAGCAUCCUUCUCUUGGAAUAAAGAUUGAAGUGGUUCUUAAACGCGUCGUUAUUCUCGACGAGAGAGAUUCACGGGAUAUUAUCGAUGAAUCCAACGCACAAACUACCCUCGACCGUUUCUGUCUGUGGUCAAACAACUUCUAUGCGAAAAACAAAGAAAAAGAGAGUAAUUAUGACAUUUCAAUUUUCUUGACUAGAAGAAACAUCGGACCAGCAGGCUACGCACCAGUCACCGGAAUGUGCCGACCGCAUCGAAGUUGCUCAAUCAACAGAGAUGAUGGCCUUACAUCUGGCUUCAUCGUAGCACACGAAGCUGCUCAUGUUUUUGGUCUUCAGCAUGAUGGACAAGGCAAUCAUUGUUAUGGCAGCAAGUACCAAGGCAGUAUCAUGGCACCAAUGGUGGAGUCAACAUUCGACCGUUAUUAUUGGUCAGAUUGCAGUGCAGCUCGUAUGCGUCACUACGUAUACCAUCUUACUUGCCUCCGAAAUAAUCCCAAAAGAAGAGUGUGGCCUGUCUUGCCCACGCCUGUUGGUGUCAACUGGGACUUAGAUGGUCAAUGCAGACAGGAAUUUGGUGAAGGAUUUCGAGUUUGUGGCGCUUUCCGUGAACAGGAUCCUUGUUCACGUCUAUGGUGCAGUCAUCGCGAUAAUAUCCAUAUGUGCAGAACAAAGAAUGGUCCUCCACUUUCAGGCACCAAAUGUGGUUUUGGCCAGUGGUGCCUGGAUGGUGCAUGUCAGUAUAAAAGUAACCUGAUUCCUAUUGAUGGUUCUUGGGGAUCAUGGGGAAGUUGGGGAUCGUGUUCUGUAACUUGCAAUAUGGGAGCUCGUUUCCGUCAGCGAAAGUGUAAUAACCCGAGCCCUGCUUUUGGUGGAACUGAUUGUGAAGGUAAACACGAAGAGUUCAAAAUUUGUAAAAAUAUGCCUUGUAUUAACGAUCCAGACAUGCGAGCUGAGCAGUGUGCCAACUUUGAUGGUUACGUGAUAGGCCAUAAAAGACAUACAUGGAAACCUAUUCAAUUCGAUAAUGGUACCAAUCCCUGCAAGCUGACAUGCAUCUCAAAGGAAACCAGUGAUAUCUUGAAAACGGAAGCUGACGUUAAAGAUGGAACUUUGUGCACAUAUGAAAACAGAAUUAACAUCUGCGUUCGAGGUAUUUGCCAGGAACUGGGUUGUGAUGGUGUUUUGGGCUCUAAAAUAACUCAAGACAAAUGUGGAACCUGUGGAGGAGAUGAUACAAAUUGUAAAAUUAUUAAUGGAACAUUUUAUGAUUCCAAAGAAAGUGACCUCAACAAAUACAGAAACAUUCUUGUCCUUCCUAAAGGAGCCAGGCACAUUUAUAUAAAAAAUGAAUCCCCAAGUGAACAGAAAUUUCUUGCAUUGAAAGAUGAAAAAUAUGGUAUUUUUCUUUUGAAUGGUAAAGGAUUGCAAGAAGAUUCCCAGAAAUUUGUGGCCAAAGGAACUCGUUUCCAUUACGUAAAGAGAAGCACAUCAGAGACUUUGGAAACAGUUGGCCCAUUAAACGCAUUUUUGGUUGUCAUGCUAUACACCAAUGACCACAAUAAUGAGUCCAAGAUAAGUUAUUACUAUACUUCUGUCAAAAGCGACUACACAUUCGAACGAAAUAAUUACAAGUGGCAGUUUGAUAAAUGGAGUGAUUGCAGCGUUACUUGUGGUUCAGGUAAACAAAGCACGACUUACAACUGUGUUGACAUCAAAACGAAUGAAAUUCUCGAUAAGACUUUCUGUCUUCAUCUCGACGAACCUCGUAUAGACACAGUGAACUGCAAGCGGGAGCAGUGCUUGGUGACGAGGUGGAAAGUAGAUGGCUGGUCAACUUGUUCUUCAAAGUGCGGUUAUGAUGGUGAAGAGGUACCAAUUAUAUAUUGCGUCUCUGAUUCCCGAGGUAAGAAAGAAGAAGUUCUCUCUGACGCUUACUGUGAUAUGCUGCUCCGUCCCAACAGUACUAGACCUUGUAACAGACAGCCUUGUGCAGGAGAAUGGAGCGUAGAAGACUGGUCACAGUGUUCUGUAUCUUGCGGAGAGGGGAUUCAAGUACGUACAGUCACCUGCGUUAAGCCAUCAGGAUCGUCAACUGACUUCAAAUGUAAAAAACGUAGACCUCUUUCGACACAGAAAUGCACCAAAGACACAUGUGAAGCCAAAGUUGCUGAAUGUACAAAAGACAACACGCCAUUCUGUAAAUAUGGUUCAUCAGCUCGCACUUGUUCUUACAGUGGAUACAGGUCCCUGUGUUGCAAGUCCUGCCAGAGCUUUUCGAACAAGAGCGACAAGUAA